This is a messenger RNA of Arctia plantaginis, 2181 nucleotides long. Lineage: Eukaryota; Metazoa; Arthropoda; Insecta; Lepidoptera; Erebidae. The record is from the annotation of a GenBank genome assembly.
AUGUUUUUUACAAAGGCAAUAGUGCUCGCCUUAGGCCUAACUCUUUGUCUUGCUACACCCGACAUUAAAGAUGUUCGCUAUAACAAAGAAACUGAUACAUUUCUCAGAUUUGAAAAACAUAUAAAAUCAUAUGAAAGAUUCAAAAGAGCAGUAAACGAUGAUAACAAGACUCAGAAAAUUACAAACACAGAAGGUCCAGCUACUGAUAAUGUAACAGAAGAAUGUAUAGGACUAAAAGAGUAUUGCAAUUUGACAGAAGAAGAAUAUGUUAGGAUGUUGAAUGAAUACAUAUAUCCAAACACAUACGAAUGGAUACUAAUAGGCACUCAUACAAUAGUAUUCAUUAUUGGAUUAGUGGGAAAUGCUUUAGUGUGUGUGGCAGUAUAUAAAAACCAUUCUAUGAGAACUGUGACAAAUUACUUCAUAGUGAAUUUGGCUGUAGCUGAUUUCAUGGUGAUAUUAUUUUGUUUGCCUCCAACAGUUCUUUGGGAUGUAACGGAGACGUGGUUCUUUGGAAGUGCUUUGUGCAAAAUUCUGCUCUACUUCCAGUCUGUGUCCGUGACGGUGUCGGUGCUGACUCUGACGUUCAUAUCAGUGGACCGCUGGUACGCAAUCUGCUUCCCGCUCAAGUUCAAGUCGACUACGGGACGUGCAAAGACUGCUAUAUUUAUAAUUUGGGCCAUCUCACUUUCAUUUAAUGCACCAGAGUUGAUAGUUCUGACAACAGCAACUUCAGUACCUCUACGAUUUGGGCUCGAGUACUUAACGCAGUGUGUCGCUACCUGGUCAGAGAGGAGUGACCUGGUCUGGCACAUCAUCAAAGUGGUUCUUAUUUACACGCUACCGCUUCUGCUGAUGACUAUAGCGUACGUUCAAAUAGUGAAAGUGCUGUGGAGAUCAGAGAAGAUACCAGGGCAAGCAGAAACGGUUAAGUUAGCCUCAGCUGAACAGAGUCAAAUACGUUCUAGACGAAAGGCAGCUAAGAUGUUAGUGGCUGUUGUCAUCAUGUUCGCUGUCUGUUUUUUUCCUGUGCAUCUGCUGUCAGUACUCAGGUAUACUCUCGAUAUGGAGCAGACCGAUGUAGUUACCUGUCUCGCUCUAGUUGGUCACGUGAUGUGUUAUGCCAACUCAGCUAUUAACCCUCUGAUAUACAAUUUCAUGAGCGGUAAAUUUCGUCGAGAAUUCCGCCGCGCCUUCUUCUGUUCUACACCCACCAACUUGGAGAGUUUCACUACACUAACCCGUAAUACUACUAAGAAGCGACCUUGUGACCUGAUGACCUUCGAAAGUAAAGCACAAGGAAGAAAUAUUUGCAGCACAACAUUUAUUCAUAAUGACUAUAAGGAUAAGUAUUGUGAUUGUGUAGAAAAAUCCAAAGAAUUAAACUACAAUGAGUUAGAUGAACACAGUUUAGUCACAAAUGGGGAAUUGUUUCCUUAUGUAGCUGCUGUUAUGAAGAUGUCUACGUAUUUAAGUGCAGGCGCUUUAAUUUAUGAUGAGUGGGUGUUGACCGCUGCUGAUGCUUUAUUUCUAUUACGAGAAUCAUCAAGAACUCUUCGCGUGCGACUUGGCAGUAUUAACUACAAGAAAGGAGGCACAGUUCUUCCCGUCAAAUAUUUUGAGAUCCAUCCCAGCUUUGAUGACAAGAGUCCUAUUUUUGACAUAGCUUUAAUCAGGCUGCCACAUCCAGUCAGGUUUAUUCCUACCUUGAAGCCUAUCAGACUUCAGAAUAAUCACAAACAGCCUGACAACACACACUUUAUUGUUACUUCAUGGCCGAUGCCUUAUUCAUACUCCGAUGAGUCUGAAAGUUUGAAAUCCAUGGAGAUAAUUCAAAGACGGCGAAUCCUAUCAGUCACCCAUCUGCAUCCUUCUGAUCCUGAAGAUUGUGCUGAAGAGCUAAAAGACCUUGAUAUCAAUGACUUGCAGACUACAAUGUGUUUGGACACUGGAGUGAUGAUGGAUCCUUGUAUGAGAGAUGCUGGAGCACCAGUAGUGUUGAAUGCUGUUCUGUGGGGCAUAGUGUCUUCAUGGAGACCAGUCGACUGUGAAAACGAUUUAGCCGGACCUAGCUUCGUAUCUCUAGUGUCAUCACCAAAUAUUUCGUCGUGGAUAUAUGCCACUACUCGUGGACAGUCAUGGCAGAAGCCACAAUUUCACGGUUUAAUAUCUUUAAGUUAA